This is a messenger RNA of Anoplophora glabripennis (Asian longhorned beetle), 627 nucleotides long. RefSeq lists its product as uncharacterized. Lineage: Eukaryota; Metazoa; Arthropoda; Insecta; Coleoptera; Cerambycidae. The transcript is spliced from 3 exons. The record is from RefSeq and is a predicted model, not a curated record. The coding region runs from base 158 to 550 and encodes 130 amino acids.
AUAUUAUUAGCUAAUUGGCGAUUAUCAUACAUUUCCAGUUACUUCUUCAGUCGAAAAAUAUUAGUCACGCUGUAAAUAAGCAUUUGUUUAUCAACGUGUUACGAAUAUAAAUCACUUUUAGUUAAUACGACCGUCAGAAAUAAGCGACACUAUCACAAUGGCGCACAAGGAAUUGUUAGUUUUGGUGUGCAUUUUUGCGACUGUUAUUGAGGUUUACAACAAGCCUACCUACAAAUCAGGUAUUCAUGAAUGUUUUAAAGAGGAGUGCCCGGAUAACACUUUCGCCUGUGAAAGAUUAACACGUGUUUCAGAUGACAAGAAGCAUAUAGUAUCAGAAAUACACUGCUUGGACUUGGAGGGUAAAGCCCUUAAAAAUGUGACAAAUUAUCAAGACAAUCCGUAUGGCCCUGAUACGGAUUUCAAAGGUUACAAUUACAAAGGUGCUUUUGAGAUAUCGCUUGACAAUGAAAAUGAUGAAAAUACACCCAAGGAAAGUCAUGGCAAACAUAAAAAUACAGAUUCUGAAGUGGAAGACUUAAACGCUCGAUAAAAUUACUAUAAAAUAAAUGUUACGUAGUAUUUAAUCAAAAAAUACCAAUAUAAAUAUGUAAUUAAUUAAUUAAUGGA